Molecule: messenger RNA, 3495 nt
Organism: Nannizzia gypsea CBS 118893
Lineage: Eukaryota; Fungi; Ascomycota; Eurotiomycetes; Onygenales; Arthrodermataceae
Product: transcription termination factor 2
Exons: 2
Coding region: 1-3495 (1164 amino acids)
Molecular function (GO): ATP binding; ATP-dependent chromatin remodeler activity
Source: RefSeq, a predicted model, not a curated record
AUGAGCUACCCCUCUGCAGCCCUCCUGCUGGAUCCAAAGGCAUACAAGAGACAAAGUACAACCGGUAACUUUUCACCUUCCAAUCAUCAACCCAAACGCGGCUGUGCAAUGGAUGGUGACCAGGCAGUCAUAACUCGACACUUGAGCGAGCCACCCAUUUCGCAGCCUGUUGCGCCGCCUUCGAUCUCUCGAAAGCGGAAAGCGAUAGACGACUUUACUUUAUUCACAAUUUCAGAUACUUACACAUAUCUCAAAGGUCGAUCUACUUCAAGGAACAAUAGCAAGCCUUCUGAUUCCCAGGGACCCACCCCGGCUGGAGCUCCCCAAGGAACAUCAUUUGACCCGAAGCUCCUCCUCCAGCCUCGACAAUACAAAUUCCCCACGAGGCCUUUGCCGAACACAAACAAUGGUCAAGAUCCAAAUAGUUCAAGCCAUAGCCGUGAUGAAAUCAAGACACCUACGAACACAAACACUGCUGUGUUGGUGACCGAGAAUGAGCAGCUGGACUCAAACAAAUCGCCGGUGGCACACAGUAAUAUGAUCGAGGACAUAUACGGGGUUGAAAGACGAGAGAGCCAGCCACAGAAACGAGUCAAGAUUGAUAAAGGGCCUUCUACAAGCAGUAAUGGAGGGCCAGAAGCAAGGUUCUCGGCUACCGGCAGCUCAGCUCUUGGAAGCUAUAUGAAAGAAAAGCCGGAUGAUAUUAGUGCUACCGUCACUGCAAGCAAUCCAAUUGACCUCACUGCAGACAAAGAUGAUAAGAAUGAUGAUGAUGUCAUUUUUGUUGCCAACAAGGAGAAAGGUGCCGAAGAAGUGUGUUACGGUAAGGUUGAAGGUGCGACAGUACAUGCACAUAUGAUCCCGGCACUUCCCAAGUCUGCAUUUGGUGCGACAACAUCAAGUUGGCCUUCUAUCAGGUGUCAAUUAAUACGGACACGAAGUAACAAUGUUACAAUUGAUGUCCGCGAUGUGGCUGGAAAAUCCUUUGGAGUUAUAGAUAAACAUGUUUCCACAGCACUCGCACCUCUGCUUGAUAUGACCUUUGGCUUGAGAACGCAAGCGCGUCUUGAUGCUCGUCGGAGAAAGCCAGACGAACAACCGGGCCAGGCCUGCUCUGAGAUAUUCCGCAUCUCGAUAAAUUUAUACGGCCCGAGACGCGUCGCUGACACUAUCGGCCGUGUUUUAAGCCAGAAGAAUAUUUGGCUCGGGAUACCAAAUUCAGUUGAAGCUGGCAUUGCCACGUACAACCCUCAUGCUGAGAGACGCCGGUUAUUGGCAGCUACAGCACAGCAGCAGCAGCCACAACAGACUCCUAGGUACACUGUUCAAUCUGAAGUUCGCACAGCGGAAGAGAUCAGUAGCGCUGUUACCAAGAUGUUUGAUCAGCUCCAAAGUGCUCAGAACCUCCCUGAAACAGAGACCCCUGAGUUACUGAAGACUCAACUGCUUCCGCAUCAAAAGCAGGCACUCGGGUUCAUGGUGGAGAAAGAGAAAAUACGCAAAAUAAGCACAGACGAGGCGGAGAACAACUCACUCUGGAGAAUUGAACAAAAGGGAAAUGAUCAACGGGUCUAUCGUGAGAUUAUCAGCGGAGUAACUCUCGUGGCAGAACCACCCCAGGUACUUGGUGGUCUACUCGCAGACAUGAUGGGACUGGGAAAGACUCUGAGCAUUCUAUCCCUUGUAUGUUCAUCACUCCCUGAUGCAGCCGCCUGGGCAAGCCAAAAGUCUGCACAGCCGUCCUUGAUAAAUGCAAAGACUACCCUGCUGGUAUCUCCUCUCAGUGCAGUCGGCAAUUGGGUGAGUCAAAUAAAAGAGCAUGUUAAAGAUGAUGCUCUUUCAUUCUACGUUUUCCAUGGACCGAGUCGAACGGAGGAUCCCAGAGAAUUGGCCAAGUAUGACGUUGUCAUCACUACAUACACAACGAUUUUAAGUGACGUCUCCGGCAAAAGUUCUAAAAGAGGUACCAGCCCACUUGUGCGAAUGAACAUGUUCCGAAUCGUCCUAGACGAAGCACACAUUAUUCGAGAGCAAAACGCGGCUCAGAGCCAAGCUAUAUUUCAACUCAAUGCUCAGCGGAGAUGGUCUGUCACUGGAACUCCGAUUCAGAACAGACUUGAAGAUCUAGGAGCGGUGUUGAAGUUCUUGCGGCUGUCGCCAUACGAUGAACGAGGACGAUUUGCAGCGCAUAUUGUUUCACCGUUCAAAACCGAGAAUCCAAGCGCCAUCACAAAUUUGCGGGUGUUGGUUGAUUCAUUUACUCUUCGUAGAGUGAAGGAUCGUAUCAACUUGCCCCCUCGACAUGAUAAGACCGUGAUGUUGAAUUUUACCGAACAAGAGAGGAGGCUUCACGACUUCUUCAAGAAGGAAUCCAACGUCAUGAUGAAUGUUGUUGCUUCGGAAACCCGUGGAAAGGCUACUGGUAAAAUGUACCAUAUAGUCUUGAAAGCCAUGAUGGUACUACGGCAGAUCUGCGCACAUGGCAAAGAGUUACUGGACAAGGAAGAUCGAGAGCGAUUCCGAGGGCUUACAGCAAACGACGCUAUUGACAUAGAAGCGCUGGAUGAUGAUCACUCUACCACGGCCGCCAGCCGAAAGGCGUAUGAAAUGCUGUCUUUGAUGAAGGAGUCAUCGGCCGAUACCUGUGCUCGUUGUUCAAACUUCAUCACCCUGCAGUCUGAUGACAGCCCUGGUGAUAAAAAUGCAAUGGUAGCAGCCAUUCUUCCUUGCUACGACAUUUUGUGCGCCGACUGCUUUGCCCCCAUUGCGCCUAGACUGGAUGAAUUAGCCGGCAAACCUGUACAGGUAUCCUGCAGCUUUUGUAACUGCGUGAUAGCUCCAGCUUACUCCGUCAUCACUACGGCCGGGUUUGAAGAAUAUCAAGCCUCGCUACUUGAAAACAAGAAGAACCGCAAACAGACAAAAGAAUUCGGCCAAUACGAAGGCCCUCACACAAAGACAAAAGCUUUGAUUUCACGCCUCCUAGACACGGCUGAAGAUAACAAGAAAUCUUCCUGCCAGCCACCGAUCAAAAGUGUUAUAUUUUCUGCGUGGACAUCACAUCUUGAUCUGAUAGAAGUUGCUCUUGAGGAGAACAAACUGACGGGCUUCACCCGUCUAGACGGCACCAUGUCCCUGAAGCAGCGAAAUGCAUCUAUCGAAACCUUUUCGACGGACGAUAGUGUUACUAUUCUGCUGGUCACUAUUGGAGCUGGCGGAGUAGGCCUCAACCUGACUGCCGGCUCUAUAGUGUAUAUCAUGGAACCACAGUACAAUCCCGCCGCCAUUGCUCAGGCCGUUGACCGAGUUCAUCGAAUUGGACAGAAGAGAGAAGUCACCACCAUCCAAUUCAUAAUGAACGAUAGCAUUGAAGAGAAGAUCACCGAGCUGGCCAAGCGGAAGCAGAAACUUGCUGAUAUGAGCUUGAAUAGAAAGAUGGAUAGAAGGGAGCUACAAAAGGAGAGACUUGAAGAGUAUAGAAGUCUCUUCAAGUGA